Messenger RNA from Diachasmimorpha longicaudata, 1380 nucleotides. RefSeq names its product tRNA splicing endonuclease subunit 34 (gene Tsen34). Lineage: Eukaryota; Metazoa; Arthropoda; Insecta; Hymenoptera; Braconidae. Gene Ontology annotation, cellular component: tRNA-intron endonuclease complex. Gene Ontology annotation, biological process: tRNA-type intron splice site recognition and cleavage; tRNA splicing, via endonucleolytic cleavage and ligation. The coding region runs from base 301 to 1242 and encodes 313 amino acids. Gene Ontology annotation, molecular function: nucleic acid binding; tRNA-intron lyase activity. The record is from RefSeq and is a predicted model, not a curated record. The transcript is spliced from 7 exons.
GUGCAUUGCUUGAGGGCCACGAGUCACAUGUGGUUUGUAUUCUUUCGAGUGUUGGAAAAUGGUUUGAAGGCCUGUGGCACCUGAGCAAAAAUUUGCCCAUUUUUUUCGGGAGUAUUGUGAGUUAAGGGAGGAAAAGAGAUUUAUUAGAUCGAACUGAACUAACAAUGAGACCUGAUUUAUAUGAGAAUUGAAUCAUUCCGUCUCGAAAUACCAAUGACUUGAGAAAUGUUUUGUUUCACUGUUUGGGGACGAAUUAAAUAUUUCUUGUUUGAUACUGUUGAUAAACUGUGAACACCAUCAAUGGAUUUGCGAGUUGAAUCCAACAAUCAAGAGGUCGACCGAGUGAUCGAUCUCGUGUUAUCGAAAGGAAAGAUUUACGUCUGGAGCGCUGAGGAUUGGCUAACCCUCAGACAGAAUUAUCGAAUAAUCGGAAACUUAGUGGGUUGUCUCUCCAAAGUCCCCAGACAGGAAGUCCUCCUGGGUUUGCCUGUUCUCCUUCUCCCAGAAGAAGCUAAUCUCCUCUUGGAGAAGAAAAUCGCCCGACUGGUGACUUAUUCCUGCAUACAGCAAGAGCCCAAUGAAGCCGUGGUGAGCAAGUGGCAGGAGUAUCGAGAAAAACUAUUCCGGGAGCAGAACGAGUGCCUCAAGAAGGAGCGAAUCAAAAUGAUUGAACUCCAAAUGGACAAAAUCAUCGAAGGCAAGAGGAGGAAGUUGUAUGGACUGGACACAUCAAAGAAGAAAAUGAAAAAAGCUUUGGAUAAAGACACAUCUGAGGCAAUUAAAAAAAUUGAUAUGAAUAGAGACGAACUAUUCGCUCAGGAGGUGGGGAAAAUAAAAGAUUUGGCGCCGUCAGAACAGAUUGUUCAGACACACACAGCCUAUCCCUGGUCAGCACCUGAAGAAAUCCCCCCAUCUGAAUGGAAAUAUCCCCUGACCCCAGAGGAUAAAUUCAGGUGUAGAGUAUUCACAGAUCUGUGGUCCAAGGGACUGUACGUAACUGGUGGUGAAAAAUUCGGUGGAGACUUUCUCGUAUAUGCAGGCGAUCCCCUGUUGUUUCACUCGCAAUUCGUUGUUCACUGCAGGAAAAGGGACGAAGAAAUAGCCAUUCUUGAUUUGACCGGGCAUUGUCGUCUCUCCACUACUGUCAGGAAGACCUGUGUUCUCGCUUAUUUAUCCGAAGACGAGGAGAAUAUUGAAUACCAAUCGUUCUUCUGGGAGAACGCAGUUGCUAAUCCAUUUUAAUUUAAACAAAUCCCAAAAUUUAUUCACGAUAUAUGUUGACUGAUUGAUUUGAUAAUGUAUACUGUAUAAAUUGUGUGGUGGAAAUAUGAAGCGAGAAAAAAUUUGGAAUUUUGAUGACUUCAAUUGUAUUUAGAUCCU